Messenger RNA from Scutellospora calospora, 315 nucleotides. NCBI's taxonomy places the organism in Eukaryota, Fungi, Glomeromycota, Glomeromycetes, Diversisporales, Gigasporaceae. The record is from the annotation of a GenBank genome assembly.
GAUGGCAAAGAUAGUAAUAACAAAGCAGUGUUAGAUGAAGUUUUUGAUAGUCAAAAAGCAGUUUUGCAAAUAAGAGAUUCAGGCAACCAACCAACAGAAUACAAUAAUCAACCUCACUCCUGUGAUAAGUGUGGAUUAACAGUUCCUGAAAAUGGAGAAAAGGUUAUUGUGAGGAAUAAUUUGAAGCCGCAACUAAAAAGAGAUAUGGAAGAGGGUAAAAAGAAUGAUCCUAAAGUAGGAGAAUUAGGAAAUAAACUUAUUGAAACUAUUGAGAGCGAUGUUUAUCCUAACCGAAAGAGAAAUAGGCAAAUAUGA